AGCAGAGAUGAUCUCUGCUAGCUGUCUGUUAAUCGCUCGAGUUUAGCAGAGUUUAGUUCCAAACUGUAAUUUUCAUUGACCGUCAGUCAAUUUGUUGCCGACGAACUUUUACAAAAAUUUGUAGGAAACUGUGGCUGCUUGUAACUUUAAAUUAUGUGUUUAAACACGAUGAAUGUUUGUCAAGUGUCCUGAAAAAUUCCUGCUAAGAUUUGCUUACGUUCCGACAGUGAAAUAACCUCAAUUUCCAGAAUGUUAUUAUUUUCUGUUAAGAAGUAGGAAUUACAGAGUAUCGUGACGAUUCUUCUUACCUGUAGCACCACAUGUAUCCGAAAAAGGGCAUUCGGACGCAGUACGAUGAAAAUCAUUUGGGAAAGUCGUAUGAUCGUUGUGCUUAUUUAAAUUGUUACAAAGGGAAGUACAUGGGAGUACAGUUAUUUAGGUUUCCUGCGAAGGACGAUCGUAGGCAAGAAAUAUGGAUAAAGUGCAGUGGGAAUCCUCGGGUGCGGACCUGGUCGGGCACGACCAUAAGGAGGGCUGGACUAUGCGGAGAUCAUUUUACGGCAGAAAGCUUUACGGAUGGAACUCGUAAAAGAUUAAAGCGCUAUGCCGUUCCAAUACCUUAUACAUUAACAAACAGCAAAAACUUUCAAUCUGAAAGCAUCAUGGCAGCAUCGGAUUGGUUGACAGUACAAAAUAAGAUAAAGAUGGAUGAGCCAAGGACUUCUGUUCCGGAGCAACAAGUUAUUGAAAAUGUGGAUCAGCCUGGUAAAAUAAAAUUCAUGCAAAAGACAACUGAAUCUAAGCCUUUAGAAUAUACAAUACAGUACGAGAACAAUUUAACUUUGAUUACAUCUGAAAGUGAUUCUUGGGUAAAGCAAUCAAGUAGCGUAGAAGAAGAUGCAACCACUCUUAUGACACUCCUAGAUGAAGUAAAUAGCGUCAAUGGACCCAUACCUCAGUAUCACACGAAAAGAACGCUUAAAUCAAAAGGAUCGGAAUCUUUGCUUAAAUUGGGAAAGGCUUCGAAGCUUAGGAAUAUUAAAUAUACUCGCUGUGGUUCAAACAUUUGGAAUGAUGGCAUAAGUGUGGGAUGCUCUUCGGAAUUAGCUAGAGAAACUCUAGAAAAGCUGAAACAGCAAUAUCCAAACCGUGAGCUGAAAAUUAUGAAAAUCGUAAGACCCGUGGGAUCGAACAAGGUACACGUGCAAACUAUAAAUCAGGAGCAGCUUAAAGCGGAGACAGACAAAAAUUCCAAAAUAAGAGCCAGUCUCCCGGAAAGGCGAUUGAUACAGUACCCUGAGAAAAAGGUAAAAAUUGUAAAAAUUGCUAAAACGGAUGACCAGAAUAAAACCUUCCCCAACGUAGAUUUGCACAGUACUAAAGUUACACAAAAUUCAGAGAUUUCCAUCUCCAAUAAUGAGUCCGAUAGUGCCGAUAAUUCAGUUUUGUUCCCUGCAAAGGGUACAUUAACGUUACCAAAUCAUAAAGGUGCUGGCACUCCAUUGAACCUAGUUUCCGAGAUCGAUAACAAAAGUUCUUGUAGCGAAGAAACUUGCACAUUACAAAUCAAGACAAGUUCCAAUCUGCAGGAGUUGCAGGACAAGUAUAAAGAAUUGGAAAGGAAAAACGCUUCUCUUCAGAAGACCAUAAAGGAGUUAAACGUGAAGUUACAAGAAGCACAGGUACCUAGGUACAAGCUGAAGAUGCAGGUGUUUGCUGUUAAUUAAUAUUUGUAUUAGUAAUUCACGAGGUUAAUUUUAUUUUCCAUUACCUAAUUUAUCUAAAAGAAUAGAUAGAAUUUUGAUACGUUAUGCAAUAACCAUAGGAGUAUAACUCCUUUAUGUGAUUUCAGCCGUUUCUUAGGAGUAAGUGUAUCUUCCUCUUGAAGAGGGAACGUAAAUGUGUUUUGUAAAAACCAUUUGUAACAUAACGCAUGUAAUUACAGCUUCUAUUUGCCGUGAAA
This is a messenger RNA of Orussus abietinus, 1963 nucleotides long. RefSeq lists its product as uncharacterized. Lineage: Eukaryota; Metazoa; Arthropoda; Insecta; Hymenoptera; Orussidae. The transcript is spliced from 3 exons. Bases 321 to 1727 code for a protein of 468 amino acids. The record is from RefSeq and is a predicted model, not a curated record.